Molecule: messenger RNA, 1347 nt
Organism: Suillus subalutaceus
Lineage: Eukaryota; Fungi; Basidiomycota; Agaricomycetes; Boletales; Suillaceae
Exons: 3
Source: RefSeq, a predicted model, not a curated record
AUCACACUUGCUCUGGACACCAUCUUACCGAAGGUACAAGCUUUCGCAGUAGGCUUUCCAUGGUGCCAUGACCAAUUCGUCAUUCGAGACGGUGGAUGGGUUGAUUUAUCAACCCAUCCCCCAUGUCAACCUUAUUUUUACUCUCAAUGCAUGCAUGCAACUCGCAAAGGCUCGCGCGCUAUGACAUUCAAGUCAAAACAAUUCUUAUUUUAUGUUGUUGUGCCCAUGGCUCAAUGGGAGGACUAUGAAAUAUGGCUUGAUAAAGCUGAAGAGGAACGAUUCAGCAUGCAUUUGCAGCCUGGGCUAUUCUCUGCAGCUUCUGUGGAAGAGAAUGUCCAUUCGAGCAUCGGUUCGAGCGUCCAUUCGAGCGCAGCAACUGAUUCGCCGACUAUCUCAUCAUGCGAAGCACUGACAUCUGAAGCACCAUCCCAAGCACCAGGAAAGCGGUGGUUUCUCUGUGAGAUCACUAGUGUCCCAUCAUCGCCUCCCCUCAAGAAAGCAGCACCUGCCAAGGUUGCUUUCUGUUCUCCAGAUCGAGAACAGCUACGGGAAGUUUUGCAGUCUGGUGGGACUGCAGACAUAAACGUCCAACAGAUGCUCACUGUACAGCAUGAGAACAUCGAUUUCUUCCCCAUCUUAACGUGCCCGCUAUCAGUCAUUUUAGAGGACCCGGAGCUUCAUGCUGCCUUCCGUGCGGAUACUGAAUUGAGCCACAGUGGCUGGCUUACAGUUCAGAUUUCCACAAACGAUAUGCUCGGCAUCGGAGGCUUCAAGACUGCCCAUCCUGGUUUCCUGACACUUUUAUCAGCCCCCGAAACUCUCCUAGGUGCGCACUCACGCCAAAAGGUUGCAGUCAAGCGACCCUUUUACAAGAAGUACCCUCUGGGCGGCAGCAAAAACCCGAUGAAUUUCGUCUUUGGACGUUAUACAAUAAGUGAUGAGCUUCCAAAGCUAUUCAGGGAGGCAAAUGUGUUAUACUGGGCGCGCGCAUUGCUAACAUUUUCAUACGAAUACAUCGACCAUUGUGUUUCUAACUCGUCUGAACCUCCGCCCUUUCAUAUCCCUCGCUUGCGCUUUGUUGAGGCUGGUCUUGCAUUAUCACAUGAUCAUGCACAAUCUGGCCACCACAAAUCAAAGUCGCCGGCCAUGCCUCGGGCUGUGUACCUCGUUGAAGAAUUGAUUACUGACGAAUUCCUCAAAUACAUCCAUAACAUGGAUUGCAACCCAAUGCUUGACCUGGACGAGGUUGGCUAUGAAAUCGCCGCGUUUUUUAGCGUGCACACAACAUAUACAGUACGCUAAAACCGGCGGCCUUGCUUUCAUCUCUGACUAUCAAGGUAUGUGCCA